AUGGAGUUCGGUCGAAGGGCGCGCGCGGGUCGACGGGGCGACCCCGAACCCUCGGGGCCCGCGCGGUCCUCCGGGGACGGGCAGCUCGAUUACCUCGACCCCGACCUCCUCGGCGGGGACUCGCCGGGCACCCCCGAGGACCGUUCGCCGCGCGCAAAGUCCAGGGGCGGGACCCCGCGGAAAGCCCAGGUGGGCUCCAUCGCGGACGACUUCGACGAGGACACCGACGACGAGGGCGCCGCCCCGCCGAGUCGCGGGCUCGACGCCGCGGGAGGAUGGGGCGACGAGGGCGGCGGCGGGGGAGGACGCGGCGGGCAGACGGGGCGACGACCCGACCCGCGCGGAUCGACCCGAGGCGGAUUCUUCGACGAGGACGAAAACGACGACGCACCGCCGCGGCUCGAGGGGCGGCGGCAGGCGACGGGCGCGAUGUCCCCGCCGCCCCGGCAGCGCCCGGGUGGCAUCGCCGCGGACUUCGACGACGAAUCCCCGGCGCGACCCGCGCUCAGCGGCGUGUCCCGGCGCAAAGCCAGGGAGAUGGAGGAGGACGAUUCGUACAUGAUGGUGGACCAGUUCGCCGACCUCGCGGUGCGAGGAGGCGCGCGGGGUUCGCCGGACCCGUCCACUCGAUCGGGAAGACGAAUCGACCCCAACGGCGAGCCCAACCGCGGGCCCCACGAUUGGGACGGGGGAGUCGAAACCGCCGUCGACGACAUCGCGUCCAUCCCGGACGCCGAGUUCGAACAAAACCAAAACCAACCCGGGCCCCAAUCGGAGGUGGCGGACGUGCCCCGCGGGUACGUGAACCGUCGUUCGCGGUUCGUGAUGCCGGACGACCUGGCGAAGGAGGCGCCCGAGAGGUUCGAACCCGCGCGCGAAGAGUACCGGCGAGAGGGCCGCGACGACUUGGACGAUGAGAUUGACCUGUCUCCUCUUUUAGCUCAGCUCUUGUCGCGGGAGGAGGCGUUUGCGGAGGAUCCCGACGAGGUGUGGACCGCGGACUCGCUGUGGGCGGAGAUUCGCGGUGUGUUGCAGGCCGAGGCGGACGAGAAGGCGCGGGCGGAGGAGGAACUGGAGAAGCUGGAGAGGGAACGAGAGAAGAUUUGA
Molecule: messenger RNA, 1107 nt
Organism: Micromonas commoda
Lineage: Eukaryota; Viridiplantae; Chlorophyta; Mamiellophyceae; Mamiellales; Mamiellaceae
Exons: 1
Coding region: 1-1107 (368 amino acids)
Cellular component (GO): intraciliary transport particle A
Source: RefSeq, a predicted model, not a curated record